This is a messenger RNA of Mizuhopecten yessoensis (Yesso scallop), 3028 nucleotides long. RefSeq names its product calmodulin-like protein 4. Gene Ontology annotation, cellular component: myosin II complex. The coding region runs from base 37 to 492 and encodes 151 amino acids. The transcript has 5 exons. The record is from RefSeq and is a predicted model, not a curated record. NCBI's taxonomy places the organism in Eukaryota, Metazoa, Mollusca, Bivalvia, Pectinida, Pectinidae. Gene Ontology annotation, molecular function: calcium ion binding.
GUCCCGCAGUAAAUCACCGAAAUAGCACCUGUCAAAAUGGCAUAUUCCUUCAGUCAAACAGAUAUAGAUCGCUUCAAGGAGUGUUUUUUCUACUAUGCGCGGAAGGGAAACAUCGCGAGUAAGGAGGAGCUGGGAUACAUCAUGCAGUCCCUGGGAUACAGCCCCACCCCUGAGGAGGUCACCAAGUACUUUACAACCUACAGCAAAAACAGCAACAACAUUGACUUCGCCUCGUUUCUUGAGGCCAUGCACGACCAUUCGAAGGUAGAAAAUGUGGACAAGGAGCUGCUGAACGCGUUUGUGGCUCAUGACCAGGAAAAGCGAGGUUAUGUGCAGGCAAGCGAAGUCCGUAAUAUCCUCAUGAAGAUUGGGGUGAAGCUGUCUCGGGGUGAAGUGGAUGCAUUAUUCCGGGAAACGAAGGUGGCACCUGGAGGCCAGAUCCGUUACCAUGAAUUUCUGAAGACUCUCCUAAUGCCUGUGCCUGACUACUGACCAAUCAAAAGCCGUGUUAUAUAAGAAAGAAACUGAAGGGAUGUUAACCUGUUGAAAAUUUAUAGAAAAUACUUGACAAAGUGGAAGUAUUUCUACAGUUUUCAAGAAAUCAAUACGAUUUUUUGUCUCUUGAAAAAACUGGUACCCUGGAUGGUUUGUUGCAUCUUUCAAGAAAUUGGCAAGUUCAGCUAAAUUGUGCAAAAUAUGCUAAACCCAUCUAUUAAAGUGUUAAAUUUUCAAUAUGUGAACAUGUACGACAGUCACAAUUCUAUGCAAAUAAUUUUCUGGGAUAAUUAAUCAAAAGUGUAUGUCCCGGGGUGGAAGUUGAAGAUGACUUGCUAUUCAAAGUAAAGUAUGAAUGUUGGACUGGGGCCUGACUGGGUCAUGCCAGUAAAAAAGUUUAUAAUACAUAACUACAGCUUUUGGCAGUGGUACAGAUUUCCUUAUAUGAAAACACCAUUGAUUGAAAAGUUGGAAGUUGAUAAUGUUCAGAAGCAUACAGCUUAUAAUAUGCCUGUUGAUGCCAAAAUCUCAUUUGUACUUUAUCAUUCCAAAUAAGUUUUAUGUUGAUUGAAUAUAGUUAUUGUUUACAUCCAGUGAAAUGGAUGUUUAUCAUUCCAACCUAGUUUUACGUGUCUUAGAAUCCAUUUUGUCCCUCAAAUACUUACCACAUAGUAUACACUGAAAUCCAAAGCAAACAUUUACUGACGCGGUGUAGUUUUGAAGAUUGUUUAUCUUCAGUGAAAUAGGUAUAUGUAAAUCAACGUGUUAGUUUACAAGUCUCACUUGUAGUCAGAAGUCUAUCAAUAUUUUGGAAAAUGUCAGAUUUCUUGGCUUCACCUUUAACUCAUUCACCCCUGAAGACACAUUUGAGCUCUUCCAAUUAAAAGGUUGGGAAAGUUCAUAAGGAAAGUUCAGGGGUGAAUGAGUGAAGUGAUGUUUCAGCCUUGACAUAGUAUCUGUAGUCACUUCACAUUGACAGAAACACUUAAUUCUUGUUUAAUUGUAUGACUAGAUCAGAGAAUCUCACUUGGUAAUCACGCAAGGAUCAAAUGAUAAGUGCACCUGUGUAGCUGCCCUGUUGUCUGUUUUUAUACCAAAAGUUUUUGUAAUGAUCAUGAUAGUUAUUGUAUGAAAUUAUUAUAGAUUGGUUGUAGAAAACCCAAAGAUCACCAACCGCCAUCUCAUUAAAAGAAAAUGUCAAUAUACAGUGAAACCUUGUUAUACUGCCAACAUUUUCGCAAAAAGAUUUUACCAUUUUAAAAGUUUUUUUGUUUCUCCUAAAGGGAAAAACUAGAAAAGGUUUUAUGAGAAAGGGAAAAUCCAUGUAAAACACCGUUAACUCACCGUUGUCGACGUCAUACCAUUAGUCUACGACUACUACUGACGCAUCUACUGGUGUUACUGGUACACACUCCCGGUCUAGUGAGUCGGCAAAUGAUAUGAGGGUCGUUAUAUCAAGGUUUCACUGUCUUACCACGAUGGAUGGUUUUGAAUACUUGUUAGUGAUACCGUAUGUGAAGUUGUUUGUAAGAGAGAGGACUGAACAACGAUCUAAGAGUUGUGGCUGGAAUGAUGAGCUUGAAAAGUUACGAGCAUUUCUGACAGUUCAAAUUUAAUCUCAGCUUAUUUCAUAAAUAUAGAUAGAUGUAUUUGAUGAAGAUUUGGUGAAGGUUUCAGUAUCUUCCGCUACGCUUCUAAAGUUCUAAAGUUCUCGAGCAUGGUCAAUUUUUUAUUUUUAUUUUUCAAAAAUAAUGAAUUUGCAUGUGAAUAGGAGCUUUAAUUUUGCAUCAAUGGUUCCUUGGUUGUGCUUUGAAAUUAGGCCUGUCGUCUGUUCAGCUAUGCCUAAAAAAUGUUGUUUUCAUUAUUGCUCUUUUUAAUUUAGAGAAUGUGUUCCUUAAAAAUUUGUAAUUGUUAUCGUUACAUAUAUAUAUAUGAUAUAAUAUGAUAUACAUAAUAUUUCAUGUAAAUGAUUUUUUAUGACAUCACACUGUUUAAGCAUGUUGCUAGAUUUUCAAAGUUUCUAGAACUGUAAGGACCUGUACAGUCACUCAUAUUGUUUAACCAUGACCUGAAGAAUAUUACAUAAGUGACGUACCAUUUGCUAUCAAAAAUUUGAAAAAAAAGUCAAGAAUUCUUCAUUAAAGACAGAACAUGGUUAUGUGAAGAAUUUCAUCAAUCUUGCAUGAAAUGGGAAAAAAAUGAAGAUUCUUUCCAGUAAAUACAGAAGGAAACAAGUUUUAAUAGGUAUAAUUAAGGUGUCAAAAAUUCUGCCUUCUUCGCUAAUUGUCUCCAUUGUGAUGUCAUAACAUAAUCUGGAUGUCUGUUGGAACAUUUCCUCACCAUUUUUCUGGCAUCACUAUGAUAUGUUUUAUACUACAUGAGUCUGUAUAUACAAAAUAAAGGCCAUUGUUGUAGUCACUGAAUUAUUUAGUAAUCAUGUGAUAAGUUAUACAUAUGAUACACAUUUUAUAUUUUUUGUUUAUUAAAUGCAAACUUUACUAAAAUAUUCCAAUAAAAUACACAUCAAUGUUUA